Neopelma chrysocephalum (saffron-crested tyrant-manakin) is the source of this 454-nucleotide messenger RNA. Its product is annotated as prostasin-like. The record is from RefSeq and is a predicted model, not a curated record. Gene Ontology annotation, biological process: proteolysis. The transcript is spliced from 2 exons. NCBI's taxonomy places the organism in Eukaryota, Metazoa, Chordata, Aves, Passeriformes, Pipridae. Gene Ontology annotation, molecular function: serine-type endopeptidase activity. The annotation marks the transcript as partial.
UGUGGGACCCCUGUGCACCGUCGGGUUGUGGGGGGCUCGGGGGCCCAGGAGGGGCAGUGGCCCUGGCAGGUCAGUUUGGCCUUCAGGGGCCGCCACGUCUGCGGGGGGGCCCUGAUCACCCCGGCCUGGAUCAUCACUGCUGCACACUGCUUCCCACCUGAGAACCCGGUGUCCGAGUACCGGGUGUCCCUGGGGGUCCUACAGCUCCUGUCCCCUCCCGCCGAGGCUCAGGUGAGGGGCGUGGCCUCCGUGCGGCUCCACCCCUCCUAUCGCCACUAUCGCGACAGCGCCGGCGACAGCGAUGACGUCAGCGGCGACCUGGCCCUGGCCCGGCUCCACCCCCCCGCGACCCCCUCCCGGCUCGUGAGACCCGUUUGUGUCCCCGGACCCGGGGUCACCUUCAAACCCGGGACCAACUGCACCGUCACCGGAUGGGGACAUGUCAGAACUGCCG